Messenger RNA from Ipomoea nil (Japanese morning glory), 480 nucleotides. Its product is annotated as serine/threonine-protein kinase At3g07070-like. Lineage: Eukaryota; Viridiplantae; Streptophyta; Magnoliopsida; Solanales; Convolvulaceae. The record is from RefSeq and is a predicted model, not a curated record. Gene Ontology annotation, biological process: protein phosphorylation. The coding region runs from base 1 to 480 and encodes 159 amino acids. Gene Ontology annotation, molecular function: protein kinase activity; ATP binding. The transcript is spliced from 2 exons.
AUGCCGUUUUCCUGGCCAAGACUGUUGCACAUCUUGAUAGGCGUUGGGAAAGCGAUGGCUUAUCUUCACUCGGGGGGCGUUGUUCACCGCGACAUUGCUUCCCGGAACAUCCUAUUAGAUGGUGAAUUCAACGGCAAGCUAAAUGACUUCGGGCUGUACAAGCUGCUCGCUGCUGGGAAUGGUUAUUUUGCUACUCAUGUGUAUCCUAACAAUAGGCGCCCCAUGGACAACGCAGGAAGAUGUGCAUCAGUUUGGCAGGGUGGUGUUGGAAGUGUUGCACUAGAGACGCUCCCUGGACCAAAGGGGCCUGGUGGAGACUACUGCUUUUCAGUGCUUGCAGUCAUGUCCCCACGCAAGGCCCUCAAUGACUCAGGUGGUGGCUCGCCUCCAACACUCUCUGGACUUGCAAACCCACAGCCACCGCCUGAGUCAUUGAGGGCCUUGCGUGGGGACAUGACUGCAAGCACUGAAAAGCAGUAG